Aureococcus anophagefferens is the source of this 207-nucleotide messenger RNA. RefSeq lists its product as hypothetical. The annotation marks the transcript as partial. The record is from RefSeq and is a predicted model, not a curated record. Lineage: Eukaryota; Pelagophyceae; Pelagomonadales; Pelagomonadaceae. The transcript has a single exon.
AUGGAGGCCAUGCACGCGCGCAACGCGCCGCGAGUCCUCGCCAUGAUCCACAACCUCAAGGGCCUCUACACGAAGGUCGGCCAGGUGCUGUCCGUGCGCACGGACGAGCUGCCCGCCGCGUACGUCGCGGAGCUGUCGACGCUCCAGGACGCCCUGCCGCCGCGGCCGUUCCGCGGCGUGCGCGCGCAGGUGCGCCGGACGCUCGGC